CACUGCUUCAGCAAAACAAAGUGAAACUAUAAUUCGGCUUCUCCUCGAUCAAUGGCCGUCAACAAGCUCUGUACAGGUCAAAGUAAGCACUGCGCAUGCCUUACGUUGGUCCAGAUACCGAGGGUGAUGGAAUCAGCCUACAUCACGUCGCCAUUACGUCAAUAUUUUAGGUGCUUUCACUUAUACAAAAACGAAGAAAUGCAUUUCUCUGAGUUAGCCACAACACAAACUCUCGAAAUUUAUGAAUCUGCGUAUGUGAUUACACAAACAUGUGCAAAUUAAGUACAUAAUUAUUAUGUGAACGAAUCUAUAGAUUAUAUGAUAUAAUUGCAAAUAUAAUUUUCAAGUGCGCUCUCUGGGACGACAUUUCUUUGUUUGCUUUCUGUAGAAGAUUUUAUUGUCUAAAUGCAGAACGUUUUCGUGUUUGACUUUACAUAAAACGACCAGUGAAUCUGGCCGGCAAUAAACGAAGAUGAAGGUCAGCAGUUGCUGCUGCUGUUUCUCGCUUAAAACGGGAUGCAUUAUCAUUUCCGCAUACUACAUUAUAGUAUCUCUCCUACUGCUCGUAUCUUCCUCGAUGGAUCUUUAUGGUAUACUUACCACAGACGAGGACGGUCCCGACAAAGGGAAGGACCCUAUAAUAAGAGGAAUGUUAUGGACAUUCUUAUUAAUAAUUGGCCUGCACGUGCUUGUGAGCUUCGUGCUUCUAGCAGGAGCCAAGAUGGAAGUUCCGGCCAUGGUACUCGUUUGGAUUAUAGCUAACAUUGUCUUCCUGGUGGCUGUCGUGUCGGGAAUGUCAGUCAGACUGUUCCUGGACCCAAGAAAAUUCUUGGCGUCAAUAGGGAAAAGAAUCUUUAGCAUAAUCAUUGGCAUCUACUUCUUAAUAGUGGUGAAGAGUUUCCACACAGAACUGAAGGAAAGGCAAGCCAACGACGCAGAACAUGUGUGAAGAAGUGACGGUUCGCGAUGAUGCCGCUUAAAACAUCUUGCUUCUUUGGACAAAUCUCCGUGAGGUCUGGAGCCUUGAUACUGGCAGUACUGGAAACUGUCAUCGCUGCUGUCGGUAUACUUCUCAGCAUCAUUGCAGGUUCCGGAGGUUUGCGUUUAAGUUACAGAUAUGAUAGCAUCAUAAUUAAUUUCAUCUUAAUUGGUAUUAUUGGCGUUGUCAUCAACCUUCUGCUUAUAGCUGGCAUAGAAAAGAAGAAACCAGCAUUGAUUCUGCCUGCAGUAAUUCACUACCUGGUUGGAACAGCAGUCCUCUUCGUCAUCAUAUGCAAUUUGUUUUACAUAGCAACUGCAAUCUUUAUCAGUACAAUUAUUCUGGUCGUCGGACCUCUCAUCAUAGGAAUUUUCUUCUACUUUUGGCUUAUCGUGUAUAGUUACUACAGACAGCUGAAGAGCGAAGUUUCUGGAAACAUCUCGAGACUUGACAAUCCGUUGGAAAAUGAACCCAUGUUUGGGGUAAAGACAUCAACAUAACUGUAACGGUCACGUGGACGAAGCUACGAGUGGCAUCUCGCACGUGCGUACAUCGCAUCCCAAACUGGUUAUAUCACUCGUCUCAUGCACUGCAAAUCAUUCUCCUAAACAUUGGAGGUUUUAUCAGUUUUUGUAAACAAUUUGUUUUAUAUUUUAUUGGACAUUGUAUGCUUAUUUGUAAGUGCCGAGAGAUUGGAUGGGAUGUUCUUUGUCAUUUUAUGUUACCAUGUAUUUAACAGACUGUAAUAGUUUUAAACAAGACUAUAAAAAAAUAACGAGGUAUUCGAAAAUG
This is a messenger RNA of Zootermopsis nevadensis, 1771 nucleotides long. RefSeq lists its product as uncharacterized. The record is from RefSeq and is a predicted model, not a curated record. NCBI's taxonomy places the organism in Eukaryota, Metazoa, Arthropoda, Insecta, Blattodea, Termopsidae.